CGAGAGAAAAAGAGGAUCCGGGGCGCGCGCGCGGGGGCCGCUGGGGCCGAAAGCGGCCGGCGGCAGAGCGGGGCGCUCCCGGGAGAAGGAGGGCCAUAGACCAAACAGACUGACUCCAGGUGAACAUGGCCUUCUACAGCUGUAACAUAUUCCUUGCAGUAGCUAGGUCCAGGGGACCUCAUCUUCUUGUACACUCCAUCUGCUCCCCGUUCUCCCCAUCGGUUGUAUUUGCCCAGCUGUUGGAUUCCCACCUUAACCGAACAUACCUGAAGGACUCUGAGAGCCAGCAGUUGCUCCUCAGUGCGCAGCAGGGCAUCAGGUUACCUCAGUUGCUAACUAAGCCCAUGCGAAUGCUUCACACGUCAGCUUCCUGGCACCAAGAGCUUCAGGACAAAACUCAGCCUAGCCAAAGUACUGUAACAAAGGACACUGAGCUGGCCAAAGUUCCAGUGGACCAAGCGACAGAGACUGCCAAGAUACCGUUACGCCAGAGGAUUAUAGAUGAACUAAAACAUUAUUACAAUGGUUUCCAUCUGCUUUGGAUUGACACAAAAGUUGCUGCUAGGAUGGUGUGGAGGCUGUUACACGGGCAAGUUCUCACUCGGAGGGAAAGGCGAAGGCUGAUGAGAACAUCUGCUGAUCUUUUCCGGCUGGUUCCCUUUUUGGUGUUCAUCAUUGUGCCCUUCAUGGAAUUCCUCUUACCUGUAUUUCUGAAACUGUUUCCUGAGAUGCUGCCUUCAACCUUUGAAACCGAAUCUAAGAAGGAAGAAAAGCAGAGAAAGAAACUGAGUGCAAAGUUGGAACUAGCCAAAUUCCUGCAGGAGACCAUCGCAGAGCUGGCCAGAAGAAACAAAGCCAGUACUGGAGAAGCCACGAAGCAAUUCUCUUCUUACGUUCAGCAGGUUCGGCAUAGUGGCCAGCAGCCCAGCACCCAGGAGAUCGUGCGGUUUUCAAAGCUAUUUGAGGAUGAGCUGACCCUGGAACACUUGGAGCGGCCACAGCUGGUGGUCCUCUGCAAAUUGCUUGAACUGCAGCCCAUUGGCACUAAUAACCUCCUCCGCUUCCAGCUUUUGAUGAAGCUCAGGUCUAUCAAAACAGAUGAUGAAAUGAUUGCCAAGGAAGGUGUUAAUGGCUUGAGCGUGUCUGAGCUGCAAAGUGCCUGCAGAGCCAGAGGAAUGAGGUCCUUGGGCCUCACGGAGGAGCAGCUGAAAGAGCAACUCAACCAGUGGCUAGAUCUACAUCUUAGAGAAAACGUUCCUCCUUCUCUGCUGCUACUUUCUCGUGCCUUAUAUUUGACAGAGGUGAAGCCCAAGCCUCUUGUGAAUCCAGCUGAGCCUCUGAAGACCGAGGGUGAUGCAGACACAGAUGAUGAGGAUCAUGAGACCUUGUUGGAUUCUGCCCCCAAAGUACAGGAAAGAAAGAGUGAAGAAUUUAUAUUGCAGCCAACAGAGAAAUUACCAGUUCCUGAGGUGUCAGUCAAGCCUCCUGCAGGAGAGAUUUCUGAGCUGUAAUAUACCUCCCUUCCCACUGGCUCUUAAGUGCUGGCAGGAAAGAAAAAACUACACACACGCUUGAUAUAUAUGUAAAGAAGAAAAAGCAGAUUCCAUCAAACCUUCUAUCUUGGAUAGUUCAGCUGGUUAGAGCUUGGUGCAGAUAACGCCAAGGUUGCCGGUUCCAUCCCCACAAGGGACAGCUGCCUAUUCCUGCAUUGCAGGGGGUGGACCAGGUGAUCCUCAGGGCCUCUUCAAACUCGACAAUUCUAUGAUUCUCUCUUGGAAUGCCUCUUGUUGCUUAAGGGGCGCUCCAACAAAGCCACGGCACAUACAUUUUUGCCCAACAUCUCCAAAGACAGGGCAAAGAAACUGCAGUUUUUAGGGGAUGAGACAGAGAGAGAGGACUAAGAUUGCUGGGGGUCCCACUCCCCCUUGCCUGGCAGUCUUGCCCUCUGGUAGUUUCUCUCUGGCCACUGCCAGCUUUGGCCCUGCGUCACAAGAACAUACCAGGGCAACUGGCGUGUGUUAAAGAAAAAGAAAAUGCAUUUGGUUGAGCAAUCAUUUCAGUUCACAGGCAUAAUUAAGAACUGGAGUACAAAACCUUGCGCAGAUGAACACUCUUCCUUGACAGGGGCAUUAAAAAAAUUGGAAGGGAACCAUUCUCAGGAAUUCAAAUCUGCAAAAUAAGCCGAUCAUUAGUGGGUGGCAUAAUGAAACGUUUUCUGUCCAGGCAAAACUUCAAAAGGUUCUGCCUGCUCCGCGCCGGCAGCCGCAGUCUGAAGCAUCAAAGCUUGGAGCACAGGGCUGCCCCUUCCAGGCGGUUCCAGCCAAGGAGAAAUGAACAACAUGGGCUUGAACUUCCGAACUCUUCCAGGCCAAUGUGAAUUUUUAGCCCCUGACAGAGAACAAUUCAGCAGGAAGGGUGAAAGGGCACAUAUCUGAAACCCCUCCCCACGAAAAUUCCCUGCGCAUGGAAAACAACCCCUUCGUUUCCCUGAUUCAGAAAUACCGUGGAGCAGGGAGCCCCGGUAGGGAGCUGUGGGUCCAGCAAUGGAGCAGCUCAGGCAGAGAUCUUCCACUGCAGGCUCCACAUCUUCCAGGUCUCAGCCAGUCCCUGAUCCUUGCAGGUGCUUCCCUCUCCUCCAAGCUUCACUGGCAGCUAAGCAGGUACUCCAGGGGCAGCCAGAUCUUCUGAUUUGGUCCACCAGCCCCUCUGCUCCUGUGCCCUGAGCAUGAUGGCGGGCGGGGUGGUGGUGGUUGAUCUGAGAGUCAGCCAGGAAUCCACUGGCCCAGAGAUGGAAAGAAGACAAAGGCCCUACCAGAGAGGAAUGGCAAACCAAGCUGUUGGACUAGGCUGA
Messenger RNA from Podarcis muralis (Common wall lizard), 2851 nucleotides. It is a transcript of the gene LETM2, whose product is annotated as leucine zipper and EF-hand containing transmembrane protein 2. Gene Ontology annotation, cellular component: mitochondrial inner membrane. Gene Ontology annotation, molecular function: ribosome binding. The record is from RefSeq and is a predicted model, not a curated record. Lineage: Eukaryota; Metazoa; Chordata; Lepidosauria; Squamata; Lacertidae. Gene Ontology annotation, biological process: intracellular monoatomic cation homeostasis.